Messenger RNA from Pogonomyrmex barbatus (red harvester ant), 489 nucleotides. Its product is annotated as peritrophin-1. Gene Ontology annotation, cellular component: extracellular region. The record is from RefSeq and is a predicted model, not a curated record. Lineage: Eukaryota; Metazoa; Arthropoda; Insecta; Hymenoptera; Formicidae. Gene Ontology annotation, molecular function: chitin binding.
UGAUCCGGUAUAUAAAGGAGUCUUAGUUAACACGAGUGCGUAAUUGAGUGUGUUUUGCGUAGAGUAAAGAGUGAAAUAAAAUAAAUAUAUAUUUUUUUAGCAAGAUGAAAGCCAUAGUUUCCAUUACGCUUUUGGUGUGUCUGUUGGGUGUAUUUUAUGCCCAAGCACAGGAAAUCCGAUGCCCAAAUAGAGGGCCAAGAGAUGGAGAGGAAGCUAUUCUCAUCCCUCAUCCUACUAAUUGCAGACAUUAUUUCGUCUGUGAUUAUGGCCGAGCGAUCGUAAUGAAAUGUCCUGAUGACUUACAUUUCAAUCCUAUCGAUAAAGUCUGCGAUUACCCAUGGCAAGCCGGAUGCACAGCUCAUUAAUCAGUUUAUAAUGACAUAAUGACGUACAUAAUCACAUAUCAGUAUAUGAAUCACUAUUGUAUUGUAUUACUAAACGGCUUUGUAUACAUUUUCUAAUGAAUAAAUUAUCUAUAACUUAAAGUUA